AUGGGCCAGCUUGAAGACGUCAAGAUGUUUGCGGCUUACAAAGCCGUGGACGAGCGGAGUAACAAGCGUAUACGUUAUUCUGCCUCGAAAUCAGCUAUCUCAUCGUUGCUAAGAGCCAAGCGUGUCAAAGAUGAAGGACUCAAUGUAGUCUGCAUUCCUACUUCAUUUCAAGCUCGGCAACUUAUAGUGGAUAGUCAUCUAACUUUAGGUGACUUAGAAAUCUAUCCAGAGCUAGAUUGUGCAAUUGAUGGAGCUGAUGAAGUUGAUGCUGAAUUGAAUCUCAUCAAAGGUGGCGGUGGAUGUUUGCUACAAGAAAAAAUUGUUGCUUCUUGUGCCAAGCAGUUUGUUGUCAUAGCAGACUAUACAAAAAAUUCACAAAAGCUUGGUGACAAAUACAAGAAAGGGAUUCCUAUUGAGGUUGUUCCUAUAGCAUAUGUGCCGAUCCAACGUAGAAUCAAGACCAUAUAUGGGGGAACUGCAAAUAUCAGGAUGGCUUUGGCAAAAGCUGGUCCAGUAGUAACGGAUAAUGGAAAUUUUAUUUUGGAUUGGAAGUUUCCAGGAGACAUAACUGAUUGGAGUAAAGUCAAUAAAGAAAUAUCUCUGAUACCUGGAGUCGUAGAAACAGGUCUAUUUAUAAAUAUGGCCAAAAAGGCUUUCUUUGGCAUGCCAGAUGGCAGUGUGAAAGAACAGUUUAAACUUUGAAGAACCAAAGAAGUUAACAUGUAUUAAUAUGCUAUUUGUACUUUUUGUAUAUAUAGACAAUGGUUAUGUCCAAUAA
Molecule: messenger RNA, 778 nt
Organism: Odontomachus brunneus
Lineage: Eukaryota; Metazoa; Arthropoda; Insecta; Hymenoptera; Formicidae
Gene: Rpi
Product: ribose-5-phosphate isomerase
Exons: 6
Coding region: 1-702 (233 amino acids)
Biological process (GO): D-ribose metabolic process; pentose-phosphate shunt, non-oxidative branch
Cellular component (GO): intracellular membrane-bounded organelle
Molecular function (GO): ribose-5-phosphate isomerase activity
Source: RefSeq, a predicted model, not a curated record